AUGACUGAGCUGGCCACGCCCCAGCGACUAAGCCGGCCCUGUCACGUGACUGAGCAGGCCACGCCCCAGCGACUGAGCCCCACCAAUGCAACUGCUCCUGUGAUCCAGUUUUUGGUUUUCUCCAGAUCUCCACUACUCCUCCUCAAGUCUCCACACCUGUGGUUCAUCCCCUCAUCCGUCCAGCCCUCACCCCUCCAGCUUACCCCGCCUACCAGCCCAGUCCUCACCCCUACAGCCUACCACACCUACCAGCCCUCACCUUUACAGCCUACCAGCCCAGCCCUCACCCCUCCAGCCUACCAGCCCAGCCCUCACCCCUACUGCCUACCACACCUACCAGCCCUCACCCCUAAAGCCUACCAGCCCAGCCCUCACCCCUCCAGCCUACCACACCUACCAGCCCUCAACCCUCCAGCCUACCACACCUACCAGCCCUCACCCCUACAGCCUACCAGCCCAGCCCUCACCCCUCCAGCCUACCAGCCCAGCCCUCACCCCUACUGCCUACCACACCUACCAGCCCUCACCUCUACAGCCUACCAGCCCAGCCCUCACCCCUACAGCCUACCAGCCCAGCCCUCACCCCUCCAGCCUACCACACCUACCAGCCCUCACCCCUACAGCCUACCACACCUCCCAGCCCUCACCCCUACAGCCUACCACACCUACCAGCCCAGCCCUCACCCCUCCAGCCUACCAGCCCAGCCCUCACCCCUACAGCCUUCCCCACCUACCAGCCCAGCCCUUACCCCUACUGCCUACCACACCUACCAGCCCAGCCCUCAUCCCUCCAGCCUACCACACCUACCAGCCCAGCCCUCAUCCCUCCAGCCUACCACACCUACCAGCCCAGCCCUCAUCCCUCCAGCCUUACCUCAGUCCUGUUACCCUCAUUAA
This is a messenger RNA of Esox lucius (northern pike), 897 nucleotides long. RefSeq names its product extensin-like. The coding region runs from base 1 to 897 and encodes 298 amino acids. NCBI's taxonomy places the organism in Eukaryota, Metazoa, Chordata, Actinopteri, Esociformes, Esocidae. The transcript has 2 exons. The record is from RefSeq and is a predicted model, not a curated record.